CUCCCCGCAAAGGCAGCGAAGAUGGCCGGAUCUCUCCGGCGUGAUGUGUGCUUGCGACGGCGGAGGAAGGCAUCUACCGUCAGGCUGGCCAUCGGGCUGCUCCUGACCCUGCAUCAGUCGCUGGCCUAUCAGGUGCGCAGGUGCAACCGCAGUGACUCAUGAGCCGAUGACAAUAUGCAACGCCCUCUCAUCUGUGCUUGUGUGGAUUGCUUCUCUGCAGCUGCUGGAGCUCGUCAAGGUGACCCACUUGAGAGCUCCACUUCGGUCGUGCAAUCUGCUUUGUUGGUUUGAUUGUCUGUCUGGCUCGAGCGGUGCAGCUCUACGGUCGUCUGAGUGAGCAUGACUACUCCCUGGGCCACAGGGACGAGUACGGCAAGGUGCCAUGGCCCGAACCUUACGCGACAGGUAGAAGGACCAGUUAGCAAUGAGAGCGCAUUCACGCCUGCAUUAUGUGUGUGUGUGUGUGUGUGUGGAGUGCAGGCAUCUCGAAGGUGGCCCGCAGCGAGAUCGGCUACGCCCUGUCUGAGGGCGGCAGCGCCAGCCGACCCCUCUACAAGACGGCAAACUGGUACCCACCGCCACGACAUCCACGCCGUCACCUGCCUGGAUGUGGUGCUUUCUGCCUGCAGGGAUCUGCUGUUCGGGGAGGACCUAGAGGGCUCAUCGGAGGCCAGUAGCCGGGGUGGUGGCAGGGGCGGUGGAGGUGGCGGGGGAGGGGGAGGGGGCGGCGGGUCGCGGUCAGCUCUAUCGGCUUUGAGUGCCAAGAGCCGGCUGACACGGGACCAGUUCCACGCCCGAGUGCCCUAUCUGCCAUUCAAAUGGGUAUGCAGCCGGGCAGGGCAAGCAACAGGACGGAAGAGCCAGCCAUGUGGUCGAUGGGUGUGUCUUGUCUGUCUGUCUGUCGGUGUGGUGUGGUGUGGUGUGGUGUGUGUGUCCUGGAUGGAUGAGUGCAGCCUCUUGAUCGGUCGGGUCGUUUGCACCGUGUGUAUGAGGAGGUGGCCGAGCGGACGGGAUACGACACAUCCACCGAAGGCAGACAGGUGAGGGACCAAGCUGGGGCAACAGACACGAACAUGAGCCAACAGACCAAUGUCUGUCUGUCUGUCCUUUGUCUGUCUCCACCACACAGGGUGUGAAUGUCUAUCUGAGCGGCCCAUACAUCUCCGCUGAGGCGCUCGACUCCGUCUUUGAUGCGUAUCACUGAGAGAAAGGGGGCCGCCAACAGCGGCCGCGACGCGGCAUUCUGUGUGUGUGUGUGUGUGUGUGUGUGUUUGGUCAGUUUCGCUGGCGGCAAGAACUGGUUGAGCAAAGAGGAGUUCAACCAGCGGCUGAUGGAGUGGGCGGCGGACGGAUCAGUGCCCAACGGCCACACCACACACAGAUCAAGUAUGGGCAGACGGACGGACCAACACAUGACGGAGGACUUGACGGCGUUGUCUGUGUCUGUCUGUGUGUGUGUCUGUUGUCUGUCUGUGAGCACACAGGGGGCUGCGUUGACGUGUGGUGUCUGUUGAAGCAUCUGGCGGUGAAGCCCCACGACCUGCGAGCGUAUGCCCUCAGCCCGGCCGCCGUCAACCACGCCAGCACGACGGCCGACGAGUAGACAGAAAACGAUGUAUAGUGCAAUGCAGACCGAUACAG
Vitrella brassicaformis is the source of this 1641-nucleotide messenger RNA. Lineage: Eukaryota; Vitrellaceae. The record is from the annotation of a GenBank genome assembly.